Molecule: messenger RNA, 3799 nt
Organism: Pan troglodytes (chimpanzee)
Lineage: Eukaryota; Metazoa; Chordata; Mammalia; Primates; Hominidae
Gene: SCMH1
Product: Scm polycomb group protein homolog 1
Exons: 19
Coding region: 825-2807 (660 amino acids)
Biological process (GO): negative regulation of DNA-templated transcription
Cellular component (GO): nucleus
Molecular function (GO): chromatin binding; histone binding
Source: RefSeq, a predicted model, not a curated record
GCGCGAGCCCAACGGCCGAGGCGCGCGCCACCUCGCGGCGGGAGGCGCGGGGGAGGGGCCGGGGGAGCCCCCGCCCCGCCCCCCGCCUCAGCCGCCACCGCCAGCUCGGUGGAGCCCCCCGCCGCCCGCCCGCCGCUCUCCCGAGCCGCCCGCCCGCCCCCUUCCCACGUCUCCGCUCCCUCCCUGCGUAGCGGAAACAUGGCGGCGGGAAGGGAGUGAGCCGCCCCGCGCCCCCGCCGCGCCCUCAGAUUUCUACAUCGUACUAAGGAAGAAUGAUUUCCUAUUUGAUAUAGCUGAACCAUGCAAAAAUCAGAUCCUUGAAAAGAUGGAGAAAUUAGCAUACAAAGAAACUGACUUGUCAGAAGUCAGAGCAAGGUAUUGGUGGAUCCAGGGAUAAAUCCCAAACUUCUUAACCCCUAGACCGGUUUUUAGUCCAUUGACUAUGCAGCCUAAUGUGAUAGACUGGAGUGAUGUUAGAAAACACAAAUAUGGUCACCUAUCAGAGUCUGCAUCCCAAUAUCAAGAAGCUGCUGACAUCCUGGAGCUAGGGUUGUAAAGAAGAUUACAUGAGCUAAUGGAUGUGAAAACAUCUUAAAAACUCUCAAAUACUUUUCAACUUUGGAGGAUUAUUAUGAUUUUCAUUCUGUUCAGCGGCUAUACUCAGACUUUACUCUAAAAGUCAAAUCUUCUGACAUUCUUUGAAGUGAAGCAUUCUAUGAAUGUGAGCUGAAGAAAUGAAUGAAAUGAAAUAAUGCAGCAUCUAGUGCUUUUUGCAUGGCCCAAAGGGGCUCUGUGCUGCUCCACUACAGAGGAAACUUCAAGAAAUGCUGGUUUGCUACAGUGUUUUAGCUUGUGAGAUUCUCUGGGACCUUCCCUGCUCCAUCAUGGGGUCACCUCUAGGUCAUUUUACCUGGGACAAAUACCUAAAAGAAACAUGUUCAGUCCCAGCGCCUGUCCAUUGCUUCAAGCAGUCCUACACACCUCCAAGCAACGAGUUCAAGAUCAGUAUGAAAUUGGAAGCACAGGACCCCAGGAACACCACAUCCACCUGUAUUGCCACAGUAGUUGGACUGACAGGUGCCCGCCUUCGCCUGCGCCUUGAUGGGAGCGACAACAAAAAUGACUUCUGGCGGCUGGUUGACUCAGCUGAAAUCCAGCCUAUUGGGAACUGUGAAAAGAAUGGGGGUAUGCUACAGCCACCUCUUGGAUUUCGGCUGAAUGCGUCUUCUUGGCCCAUGUUCCUUUUGAAGACGCUAAAUGGAGCAGAGAUGGCUCCCAUCAGGAUUUUCCACAAGGAGCCACCAUCGCCUUCCCACAACUUCUUCAAAAUGGGAAUGAAGCUAGAAGCUGUGGACAGGAAGAACCCUCAUUUCAUUUGCCCAGCCACUAUUGGGGAGGUUCGGGGCUCAGAGGUGCUUGUCACUUUUGAUGGGUGGCGAGGGGCCUUUGACUACUGGUGCCGCUUCGACUCCCGAGACAUCUUCCCUGUGGGCUGGUGUUCCUUGACUGGAGACAACCUGCAGCCUCCUGGCACCAAAGUUGUGAUUCCAAAGAAUCCCUAUCCUGCCUCCGAUGUGAAUACUGAGAAGCCCAGCAUCCACAGCAGCACCAAAACUGUCUUGGAACAUCAACCAGGGCAGAGGGGGCGUAAACCAGGAAAGAAGCGGGGCCGGACACCCAAGACCCUAAUUUCCCAUCCCAUCUCUGCCCCAUCCAAGACAGCUGAACCUUUGAAAUUCCCAAAGAAGAGAGGUCCCAAACCUGGCAGCAAGAGGAAACCUCGGACUUUGCUGAACCCACCACCUGCCUCACCAACAACCAGCACUCCUGAACCGGAUACCAGCACUGUACCCCAGGAUGCUGCCACCAUCCCCAGCUCAGCCAUGCAGGCCCCAACAGUUUGUAUCUACUUGAACAAGAAUGGCAGCACAGGCCCCCACUUAGAUAAGAAGAAGGUCCAGCAACUCCCUGACCAUUUUGGACCAGCCCGUGCCUCUGUGGUGUUGCAGCAGGCUGUCCAGGCCUGUAUCGACUGUGCUUAUCACCAGAAAACCGUCUUCAGCUUCCUCAAGCAAGGCCAUGGUGGUGAGGUUAUCUCAGCCGUGUUUGACCGGGAACAGCAUACCCUCAACCUCCCAGCAGUCAACAGCAUCACCUACGUCCUCCGCUUCCUGGAGAAACUCUGCCACAACCUUCGUAGUGACAAUCUGUUUGGCAACCAGCCCUUUACACAGACUCACUUGUCACUCACUGCCAUAGAGUACAGCCACAGCCACGACAGGUACCUACCAGGUGAAACCUUUGUCCUGGGGAAUAGUCUGGCCCGCUCCUUGGAACCACACUCAGACUCAAUGGACUCUGCCUCGAAUCCCACCAACCUUGUCAGCACCUCCCAAAGGCACCGGCCCUUGCUUUCAUCCUGUGGCCUCCCACCAAGCACUGCCUCAGCUGUGCGCAGGCUAUGCUCCAGGGGAGUGUUAAAAGGAUCAAAUGAAAGAAGGGAUAUGGAAUCAUUUUGGAAACUAAAUCGUUCCCCAGGGUCGGACCGAUACCUGGAGAGCCGCGAUGCCUCUCGACUGAGUGGCCGGGACCCCUCCUCAUGGACAGUCGAGGAUGUGAUGCAGUUUGUCCGGGAAGCUGAUCCUCAGCUUGGACCCCAUGCUGACCUGUUUCGCAAACACGAGAUUGAUGGCAAGGCCCUGCUGCUGCUGCGCAGUGACAUGAUGAUGAAGUACAUGGGCCUGAAGCUGGGGCCUGCACUCAAGCUCUCCUACCACAUUGACCGGCUGAAGCAGGGCAAGUUCUGAACCAGGAGAGGCAGCCUAGACAACCAAGUGGCAGCAGGUGGGGGCAUUCUUCUAGGAAUGAGGGGCAUCAGCCCACCCCAGGCACCUCAGUGGGGUUCCGGGCCACCUCAGGACUCCAAGAGGCUAUGUGGAGCCACCACUCCUAGCCACAGCUGCCAUGAUAAGUCCUUCCAUGAAGGACUGAGGAGGGAGAGUGGGGGUCCAGGGCUGGUGCUGCUCUUCCCUCAGCUCUGCCGGGGCUCUAAGGUCCCUCUAUUUAUUUCUCAAGCCUGGCUGGCCUCUCACCAGGAGUUUAGGCUGAAUGCCUUCCACGUGAUGGAGGAAAAGGCCAACUCUGUCCUGGUCUUGCUGUGGCACCCCAUCGCCCCACAGCUCGUACCUUCUCACCAGAUUCCCCUGAAUCCAAACUCGUGGUGCAAACCUCUACCUUUUUUACAAAAAGAUCUUAUUGUUAAUUUAUUGUUUCUGGCACUUGGGCAAACCCUGUAGUUAAUACUCCUCCCACAUCAGACACUGGGUUUCAGGAGGAGGGAGACUGCCCUGCCUUGGUCCCAGAGAGGCCCUCUGCAGAUAGGUGUGGCCCCUCUUCAGAGGACACUACCCUAGGGCACUUUCUCUUUGAAGUGGAGAGACCCAUAAAGCCUUGACCACAUCACUCCAUAUGGGGAGGAGAAGGAUCCCUGUCACCUUCUCCUCUCUUCACGGGGCCCUUUUGCAGCCCUAGGCCUCAUCUGUGGGAAGGGAGUCCCUGGCUCAUACUGCCCCCACCACAGCUCCUUGCCCUGGCCAGAACUGCUGUCGAAGAAAAUCAGGCCGGAAGGCCAAGAAGGCGCUAAGGGGGAUGGGAGGGCAGGUUUUCCAGGCUGGAGUCAGUUCCACCCACUCUCCUGUCCACAGGCUUCCUUGUAAGCAAGUCAGCAGCACAGCUACUCACGCUGCCAUCUGGACCUAUUUUAUGUCAAUCUGUUUAUAAAUAAAAACCAAUAUAGAUA